CAAAAUGGCUGGACUCCAUCGCCUCCUCGCUCUCCUCGCCCUCGCCCUCGGCAGUGUAGCUGUCAGUGAGGCCGAGGACAGAGCCAAGAAUGCUGAAUUGCGUAGCCUUCCUUGCCCUGAUCCCCAGGACAUCUCCCCCUGCGUGUGCACAGUGGACCUGCAGCACAGCAUGGACAUCGACUGCUCGCAGGUGGAGAGCGAAGACCAGCUGGCUCAGGCCUUCUCCUCCUACAUCCCUUUCCCUCAUUUCCACGCGCUGUACAUCAGUGGAAACCAACAUUUGAAGAUUCUGCGAAAUGGAGACCUUGGCCCGGCUUCCUUCGAGCGGAUUUACAUAACGGGAGGCGUCCUUGAGGAGGUGCAAGACGAGGCACUAUCUCAAAGUUAUCCAACAGCAUCACAUAUUGAUUUUCAAGCGAAUAAUGUGUCGACGUUUCCAUUCCACGAACUCCCUCUCUUCACGUCGCUCGUGUAUUUACAAUUGCGCAGUAAUUCGUUCGAAAGUUUUCCUGUGUUGAAUUCCGACACUCUACAGGAAAUAGUUUUGAAUGGAAACUUGUUUGGCGAAAUUCCUCUUGAUGGAUUCCGUGGAGUUAAGAAUCUGUAUCAUAUAAGUGUCUCUGGGAAUGAUGUGGAAAUACUACGUCCAGGAACCUUCACCAACCUUCCUCAUCUUCGCUACUUGUCUCUUGAGAAUAACCAAAUAACUGACAUUCCUGCUGGAACCAUAGAAUUCAGUGGGGGAGGAGGUAGUAGUCUUCUCCUGCAAAACAACAACAUAAAGAGCAUUGCCACUGGUAGUAUUACAGGUAUCAACACUGGUCAUAUCUAUCUCACGAAGAACUCGCUGGUGGUUCUUGAGGAGGGAGUCUUCCGGCCGUUUCUGGACGGAGGAGCCACGCUGAAUGUCGACGAGAACCCCCUCGGCUGCGGCUGUGACCUCGCCUGGCUCAUCACCAACAGCAACUUCAUGGCCCUCACCUCGCCGGCUGCCUCAUGCUACGACGGAGAGCUUCUGACCAGUCUUGAUCCAACUAUUUAUGCAGAUCUGUGCUAAAUG
Messenger RNA from Penaeus indicus, 1060 nucleotides. RefSeq names its product oplophorus-luciferin 2-monooxygenase non-catalytic subunit-like. The transcript is spliced from 4 exons. Lineage: Eukaryota; Metazoa; Arthropoda; Malacostraca; Decapoda; Penaeidae. The record is from RefSeq and is a predicted model, not a curated record. The coding region runs from base 5 to 1057 and encodes 350 amino acids. Gene Ontology annotation, cellular component: extracellular matrix. Gene Ontology annotation, molecular function: protein binding.